CACAGAAAGUUGUUGACACAGAACAAGUUCGCAAAAUUCGCGAAGAUUAUGAAAAAAAGCUAACCACAAUGCGUGAUGAAUUCAGGAAGUUGCAAUCCGUCGAACGAGAACAUCGUCGAAUGCAAGCAAAACAAGUUGCAGAACAGCAACAGCUUUUGCGAUUGAGGAAUGAACUAAAUGAGUUGAAGAAAACAAAGGUUCAACUGAUGCAGCGAAUCAAAGAAGAAGCCAGACGUGCUAAAGCAAUUGAAUUAACAAACAUGAAGAAACUAGCUGGUUUAGAAAAAGAAUCUAGAAAGAAAGAUAACUUAAUCCAGAAACUUCAAAACAAAGAUCGUCAACGAGAAGAUUUCUUGAAAAGAUCAGCCGAUGAAGUUAAUCGCUUACGACAGCAACGUACUGCUUAUGAUCGUAAAACUGAACGAAGUGGAACACAGCGAAGUAUGCGAUCAACACAACUGCGUCAUGGACGUGGUACAGUUCCUUUAACAAAGUUAGAAGUGAACAAAGCAAAAGCAAAGUGGAUGGCUAUUGAAAAAAAUAUACGUCGCAGAAUCAGCCAGCGUCAAGCGAUUACCAAGAUGGAAGAAGAACUGGAGAAAAUUGUAGCUGAAAAACGUAUUUUAGCCGAGGAAAUUCAACGGCUGGAACAACAGUUUAUCAAGGCAAAAGAUCUAGCUGAAAGAGAUCUUAUUGGUGAACAUAUUGAUGGUUGUUAUGCGAAGAUGCGUUACGUUCAAGAACAGUUUACCGAAUUGCGGAAUACAAUUGCUGGUAUCGACAAUGAAAAUACCAAGGUACAAAUGUUCGUCCUCUAUCCGUUCCUAUUGCCUCAUCCUGUGAAACAGACUAUGAAAUCUUAA
Acanthocheilonema viteae is the source of this 863-nucleotide messenger RNA. NCBI's taxonomy places the organism in Eukaryota, Metazoa, Nematoda, Chromadorea, Rhabditida, Onchocercidae. The record is from the annotation of a GenBank genome assembly.